This is a messenger RNA of Mya arenaria, 392 nucleotides long. RefSeq lists its product as uncharacterized. The record is from RefSeq and is a predicted model, not a curated record. Lineage: Eukaryota; Metazoa; Mollusca; Bivalvia; Myida; Myidae. The transcript is spliced from 4 exons. The coding region runs from base 24 to 392 and encodes 122 amino acids.
CUUCCACACCACAUUCAUCUAACAUGCUGCGUCUUGUCCUAGCGUUGACGGUGGUGGCAGCCGCUUAUGCCGCCACGACCGUGUCUCCUGCCCAAAUCCUCUACGACGUGAAACACCACAAGGCGAUGAUUGUGAUGAGUGACGGCUGCUACGAGUACCACCUUAACCAUCAGGAUAUGGAGGACCAGAAAAACGACGCCACGAAGGCUAUUUUGGAGGCCAGAAUGCUAGCCGAGCUUGCAAUGGCGAUAAAUAAGCAGGAAAUGGGACACCAUCAUAUCGACCACAUGUCCAACGAGAUCCAAACAGCCUGUGCCUCUGUUCCCGUCUACAGCUGGGAGCUUCCCCCAGCAGAUACUACUACCUUAAUCAUGACAGCCACGACUGUUUAG